AUGGGAAGACGGUUCGCAUGCGUCUCGACACUGGAGCAGACGUACAUUGCUGAACACGGCAGACUAGACCGCCAUUGGUCGACCGGAGCUGCAAUCACCCCGUCUGACACUGAAGUCUGCCGACAACAACCAACAUUCGGGGAUGCUACGAAUGCAAAUUCAUCACUGAUGGUCGUCGAGGACAUGGCACUUGCCACGUAG
Molecule: messenger RNA, 201 nt
Organism: Necator americanus (New World hookworm)
Lineage: Eukaryota; Metazoa; Nematoda; Chromadorea; Rhabditida; Ancylostomatidae
Exons: 1
Coding region: 1-201 (66 amino acids)
Source: RefSeq, a predicted model, not a curated record